CAUUGACAAAUAAAAUUUCAUUUUGAUUUUGGUUUGAAAAAUGAAAACUUUAAUUUUGUUUCUAUCACUAACUGUUACCAUAAUAUCAGCUCAAACUUAUGGAUUCACACCUUACUAUGGUAUGUCGGGAUAUAAUCCAAUGACCAGUCCGAAUUAUGGAUAUGGUUUAUCAAUGAUGGGUUAUGGAGGUAUGGGAUAUGGUAUGGGAUAUGGUAUGGGAUAUGGAUACGGAGAAAAUAACGCUAUUAUGGAAGAUAUCCUUAUUCAGGAUAUGGAUCUGGAUAUGGAUAUGGAGGCGGAUACUACCCGUUCUAUUCGAAAUCAGAUGCAUCCAGACGUGGAUCAGACACCGGCAACCGUGAAAUUUCAUACCAACGCAUGUAUUAAUCUAUUGACACAAUUGGAUCGAGUUAUUAGUCACGACUCCAAUCACAAAAUCAAAUGCCUGUCAAUGGACUACAUUCCCAUUGAC
Oppiella nova is the source of this 472-nucleotide messenger RNA. The record is from the annotation of a GenBank genome assembly. NCBI's taxonomy places the organism in Eukaryota, Metazoa, Arthropoda, Arachnida, Sarcoptiformes, Oppiidae.